Molecule: messenger RNA, 1260 nt
Organism: Letharia lupina
Lineage: Eukaryota; Fungi; Ascomycota; Lecanoromycetes; Lecanorales; Parmeliaceae
Exons: 5
Coding region: 1-1260 (419 amino acids)
Source: RefSeq, a predicted model, not a curated record
AUGGGUGUUUUCAAUUCCAAGCAAGUCAGACCGAAGCACACGAAGCGGGACGGUACCCCGACAUCUCCUCAAGGAGCAGUGUGCCCUCCUGGAACCUUAUGGUACGACGAGACUUGUGCCGACCCCAAUCAGGAAUCACAUGGCUGCUUUGUAGCUGAUCCUUGCGAGGGUCUAACAGUCGCGGCCGCGUCCACAUCAGGAGUGCCAGUCAAGUACACGAAGCGCGCCUCUGAAACCGAAAAUUGUGCUCCUCAAUCAUUCUACAACACUACUUGCGGCUUGCCCGGCUACUUCUUCUAUGGCUGCUUUGGUCCGGAUCCUUGCUCCAGUGCCUCGUCGGAGGCAGCCGCUGCAUCCACAUCUGACCAGCACAAAGACCAGUACGGCUCAUACCAAGACAACUUCUUCAACCUCUUCAAUCUCCUCAACCUCCUUAACUUCCUCAACUUCCUCAACUUCCUCAACUCCCUCAACUCCCUCAACUUCUUCCAGAAAUCUACGCUCUUCUUCGAGUUUCCCCCCAGCUUCCAGUCAAACAAGUUCAACACAAUUCCUAUCGCAGCUACCUCAUCAGCACCAGUUGCGACGGUGCAUUCUUCCUCGUCUUCGCACUCAAACACGGCAGCAGUCGCUGCUGGAACCGUUGGAGCUAUCAUUGGGGCCAUCAUUGCAUUGAUAUUGAUGUUGCUCGUACUCAGAUGGCAUAAGAGACGCACAGAGGACAAAGUACGGGUGACUGAGCAGGACAAUGAUCUGCGAUUGCAAGGAGUUGAUGCGAGUGGCGCAGGGAAUGCUUUCCAAGAUAAAGAUGGUAGUGAAACCGCUCCUGCAUCCAGAGACGCUGACCAUAAUUCUUUGUGGUACCCUGGGACGAACAAUGCAGGCGAUGACGGACAUGCUGCAUACAAGCGAAGCGAUCCGUGUUCACCCUCGCGGCCCUGGUCACCCAUCCAGCCAGGCCCCGAAAUGCUGGGUUCAACGCCCGACCCAAUCGGGAAGCAACCUGAGCUAGAGGUACCUGCAUUCCACAUCCCAGCCGAGCUUCCGCUCAACGCCGAGCGCUCUUCGAUUAACACUCCCCGGCAAACACCCAGUCCCUCCAGAGUGAACAGUAGUGGCCAGGGCGGCCUUCGCCAAACAGCGGAUGGAUCAGUGAUGCAUCCAAAUCUGGAUGGAGGCCAUGGUGGUAAGAAGACCGGGGAGAGUCAUGUUAUGAGCUGGAUGAGCUACGAUGGCGAUGGAUCAAGUCCUGUACAGUAG